AUGAAGUCGGGUGUUUUAUUGUUAACGUUUUGUACUGUUUUUGCACAUAAUAAUGCUAAGGAAGAUCCCCCUCGGUUGAAGAGGGGUGCGGUGGGCGCCUUACAUAUAGUAACGAACCAUGCGCAGCCAAUACAUGCCGAUGUCAAGCCUGAAACCGCAGCCGACACCAAUGAUAAGGCUCCAGAAAAGGUAACAGCACCUGACGAUGGAUUCACGACGUACGAAAUUAAAUCACUUCGGAAAUCUUUGCCGUACACGUCACCUACACCUUUGGAACUAAUUAGGAGUGUCAGUAGGGUCAUCACACUCAUUGUAUUGUUUGUCUCCGCUGUAUUAGAAUUCUAUCCGACGUUCCACAGUCUAAUGUGUACAAUUGUUAGUUUUGUAAAUGGUAAAUAAAGAUACUAUAUU
Trichoplusia ni (cabbage looper) is the source of this 411-nucleotide messenger RNA. RefSeq lists its product as uncharacterized. The record is from RefSeq and is a predicted model, not a curated record. The coding region runs from base 1 to 399 and encodes 132 amino acids. NCBI's taxonomy places the organism in Eukaryota, Metazoa, Arthropoda, Insecta, Lepidoptera, Noctuidae. The transcript is spliced from 3 exons.